UUUAGACUUUAAACUUUCCCAGUUUAACACAAACUACCGAGUGCCUCACACGGUGUCGGCGCAGGGCGGGCAGCACCUCGUGGCCUGAGGUGCGGUACUGUGCAGCUGGAUGUGUGGAAGAAGCUGACCUCGCUCCCUGUGCCAGUGUUCUGGCACUGUAAGGAAAUUGUCGGCCUCGCUGCUGCUGCAGUGCUCUGGCUCUCUGGAUGCCCCAGCACAUUCCCAAGUGGCAUCGCCACUGCUAAAAUCCCUCUGAAGAGUCAGUGAGAAAUCCUGAAAAGCUAGUGUCAUUAUGGCAAGUUGGAAGUGAUGGACAAAUGAGUGAAGAAUCCAAUGAAACAUGAUGUACACCACUUGCAAAUGAGAAGGAGAAAAGAAGUUCGACAUGAGUCUACUACGAACCAGUGAAGACAUGAAGGGACAGAACAUACCAACUCUUACCAUGUAUUUAUUUUACAUCAGUGCUACACUUUGGGGUUUUACAGAACAGGAAGAAGUUACAGGGCUAUUUUCUGAGGAUUGCAUCCUUCCUUGUUCUUUCCCACCGGGGCAUGAUGUUGUAAUUCACUGGUGUAAAGGGGGAAAAAAUGUGCACUCCUACUACCACCAGAAGGAUCAGCCGGAAAAUAGCCCAGAAUACAUUAACAGAACACAGCUUUUCCAUGAGAACAUCACUAGUGGAAACGCCUCCUUGAAAAUUUGUAACCUGACCGUGACUGAUGAGGGCACUUAUGAAUGUUAUGUGGGAACAAUUGAAACUCGUACAAACCGGAACGUCACACUACGUGUAAAAGUUUCCUCUUAUUAUGCACUGGAAUACCAAAAGACAGACACAGAAAGGAAACUGAAGUGUUAUGCCUUUCUCACUUAUCCAGCACCAAAUAUAUCUUGGGUACAAGGCAAGGUAUCCAUCCAAGAAACAGAUCGUGAGGAAACCAGGGAUGGAGUUCUCUAUUCUCUUAGAAGUGACCAGAACAUUAUAAACACAAGAGCAGAUCCUUACUACUGUCAUAUUCAUGCCCAUCGUUUAAACUGGACUGCUGAAUGGAAGAUGCAAGACCAACUGUCUCAUACAGAAGGAAGUGACACCGUAAUUCCUUGUGGAUACAGCAGUAACACUGCAAACAUCGAAGGUGUCUAUGUUGUUUGGAAAUUAAACAGAAAUUCAACGACUUCAGUCCUGGCCUCCUUCAAUGGUACAUCCCACUAUUACCAGCCUCGAGCUCAGAUAAACAGAAACGACUUUUCACUGAUCCUGCGCCAUCUUACUGCAGCUGACAGUGGAGAAUAUCUGUGUAAUAUUUCAACACCUCACUACACAAAAGUUAUUGUGACAACUUUGCAAGUUGAAAUGCAAAACAGAAGGACGGGUAUCCUGUGAGCACCAUAAUGUACCAGAAGAAAAUGCUUCUCUGCGCACAGGUGCAAUUGAAAUGGUUGGUUAACGGAGUUCCUUCACCUUCCCCUUUCAGUUACAGCAAGAGAGCCACAUGGAAAUGUGAUUCUCUGAGCAACAGUAGCAAACAAAGGAAGUGAUAGGAAGGAAAAGAAAGUCAAUUGACACUUGUAUUAGAGAAGCUGGCAUGAAAGGUUGGAACUUGGAUUUCCCAAAGGAACAAAGAAUUUUCCACAGAAGAAGAAAUCUCUAAGUUUUGAGGGAUUUUUUUUUCAGUGUUAGGGAAAGAGAAGGCUUACUGUUUUUCAUUUCAUUUAGUAUUUGUCCUGGCUUACACAAGGACUCUGGUAUCCACCUUCUCUCUUUUCCCCAAAUAUGCCUACUAAUUUAGACUAUGGGGAGGGACUUAAGAUAAGGGGGUACUCUAUUAUCCUAGGAGAAGAAUGUAUCCACAAUUGUGAAAAGACUGGAAUGCUGAUGACUCAGACAAUCCAGGUGUGCACACCUGCCACCUCAGGCUACAGGGCUGGAUGUUUCUUUGUCCUCACACAAAGGACUCAUCUGUGAUAAAAGCAUCAGGACAAAUCACGAACAUGGCCUGAAGAUAUUCAUCUCUGCUGAUGGCCAUAAUGGAUCCACCUGUGCUGACAUAACAGGCAACCUUAACAUCUUAAAAGAUGUCAAAGGUUCUCCUGCAAACCCACCAAGGCAAGUGCUGUGUGCUGACAGUGGUGGAGAGAACCACUGGAUGGCUGGAGAUGCAUCUGCGCCUCACUCCGCUGCCCAGAACACUUUCUUGGGCCUUGAAAGUCAAGUUGUGUGGGGACAUGGCACCCCAGAAACAACAGCUACUUUAGCAAUCUGCAUAUGACAUACGUGAGGCUGUGAAGCAUUACUGGAUUUGCCCUUGGUUUUGAUUUUGUCAGAUUUUGAUUUUGAUUUUGAUUUUUUGCCAAUUAGGAUUUGUUCCAGCAUAAUGAAGUGGGCUGCUGGCAAGAUGUAAUCUUUUAUUGAUCCCUGAGGCUUGGCAAAAUAGAAACACAAAUAAAUGAAUGAAAUA
Lepidothrix coronata (blue-crowned manakin) is the source of this 2456-nucleotide messenger RNA. RefSeq names its product HERV-H LTR-associating 2 (gene HHLA2). The record is from RefSeq and is a predicted model, not a curated record. Lineage: Eukaryota; Metazoa; Chordata; Aves; Passeriformes; Pipridae. The coding region runs from base 386 to 1381 and encodes 331 amino acids. The transcript has 9 exons. Gene Ontology annotation, cellular component: external side of plasma membrane. Gene Ontology annotation, biological process: cell surface receptor signaling pathway; positive regulation of T cell proliferation; T cell costimulation.